AUGGAGAGCGAGCUGAGACCGAGGCUCUGUUUCCUGACCAAAGGAGAGGGCGGUUAUGGCUUUCACCUGCACGGUGAGCGGAAUCGAGGCGGGCAGUUCAUCCGCAAAGUGGAGCCCGGCUCCUCGGCUGACAUGGCUGGGUUGCGAGCCGGGGACCGGGUGGUGGAGGUGAAUGGGGAGAAUGUGGAGAAGGAAACCCACCACCAAGUGAGUAAUGUUUCAAUAAAUCAAUUUAUAAAAAAUCACUGACAAGUGCUUACAUGUAAGACCAUACACAAGAGGAGCUCACAAACUCCGAGGUACAAACAAUGACUUCUAUACCUGUUCGACCACUUUUCCCUUGCCUGAGGAGAAGGAGGGGGGGAUACCAAAAUGGGUCAAUGUGAUCCUUGUGUAAUGGGAAUCACUGGUGUCUUUGUGGUGCUUAAAUUGUGUCAGGUGCAUUGCAGUUCAGGAUGGCCAACAAACCCCAAAUGACAGGAGUAGCAUGAAAGUUCGUCUCAGGUUGAUCUCAAUGCUCUUCCCUCCUCCUUGCAGGUGGUAAACAGAAUCCGUGAUGUGCCCCACCGCACCAGGCUGCUGGUGGUGGAUAAAGACACAGAUGAUUACCUCCGCAGCCGUGGCCUGGCCUGCACUGAGGACCUGGCCAUUGAAAUGGGAACCCUCUCUCCGCGUCCCUCACCGGGGCCCACUCCGUCUACCUCGCCCUUACCCAGAGAUAAUGCACCCCUGUCUCCAAAAACCCACCACACACAGUCAUAUCACCCACCAGGUGCAACGACCACAAACACGAUCCAACAAGAAACAGCCACAAGAUCCUUAGUGCCAUCAAGCACAGCAACAGCCACAGAGGUAAGACUGAUAUUGACACAUAAGGCACUUGUUCCGAGGUGUUUCUGCUGCCAUAUGAGCAGCAGAGCUGACUCUUUCUCUUUGUUUGGUUGUGAAGGAAAGUCCAAACUUUGGAUCAGUCUGUCCAGUGGACAGUGAGCCAGUGUGUUUCACUACACUAUCACUGGAUGGCUGUUUUGCAUUAAUUUGGACCUGAGCACUUAGAACUUCUUUUGUAGUGGUCUGAGAACAGUACCUUUAUAAAGAGCUUGGUGUUAGUUUGAACCACAGGGACUUGAAAUGAAGAGAGAGAUAUCUGGAAUCAUAGCAUAAACCAAAGGUUAGUUGUGGUGACAAACCAAGUCAGAAAUAGAGGAAAAGACUCAAAGCUAUAGUCAACAAGUUGCAAGUAAAGAUUACCUUCUUUAGACUGGUAUUUUUAUUGUUCUUUUCUGUAAUACAUUCAUUAUUUUGCGUUUUUCUCAUCUGAAUAUCCUGGACCGUUACUAUUGCAAUAUAUUCCCCAAUACACAGCACAAUCCCUUCUGUCUUUCAUCCUGUGAUAAAAGAGAGUCUCCAGGUAUGAGAAAGUAAAAUCUCCCUGUGGGCUUUAUUACCCUAUUGUCAAGAUCACUUUCAUUUAACAGCUGCUUUUACAGAAUUGAAAGCUCAUUGUUCCAUCUGUCCUCAGGGCUCUGCCAUCUGUAAGCGGUGUGAACAUUUGUAAUGAAGAUUGUAAUUCAAAAGUUCUGCUUCUUGGUGCAUACAGGGAAUUCACACCUCACACAGUGCAGGGUUUGUCACACCUUACAGCAAACAUUAGAGACCAAACCCCCACAGAAGUGACAGUGCAAACCACAAAACCACAAAUAAAAAAAACGUACUGUCGUUAAGUUAUAGGUUUUGUCAAAAAAUUCUGCAAAAUGUAAGAGCAUUAAUCCCUGAACUGACCAUACUUAGAUGUACAUGAUAAAUGUUUUGUUAUGGACAUGUGUUAGGGUAGUUUUCUUGCAUAAUUGUUUAACUUUAAUUUGGGUUUGACAAGGCUUUGCAGAGAGGAAAGCACAAAGCAGACAUAGUAGGGAUCAGAUUUUCGGAUAGCAGUGAGAUAUUUGCAUAGGUGUUGUUAUCUUCCUGUGUAGUCUUUUUUUGAGCACACGGUCCCACACUCUCAUGCUGUGGGAUCUCAUCAGCCUCCGACCUUUCAGUGAUAACAAAAGGAUUUAGUUUGCUAUCAAACACACUUAUUCAAAUUUUCAAGGCAGCAAGCAUGACAACAUAAAAUAAUAAUCCCACAGGUGCCAGCCAGACAUCACUGAAACCUGUUAAUGUCAGCUGUGCGACAGAAACAACCAGGAAGUUUCUGCCAGAGACUGAACUCAGUGUUUGGGCUCCAAACAUGUUGAAGUGCCAUCUGUUUAACCGGAGGCAGGGUAAAUACAGGCUGCCCCUUGGCUGGCUAUCACAACUCACCUUCUCAGUCUUAGUUACAGGUUCAGAUCAAACAGCAUAACAACACAGUGACAGCACACCCUGUACAGCUGGAGGUAAUCUGUUGCGUCACUGCAGACCGUGACAUCAGGUGUGACCCAACACUUUAAACUCAAACUGAAACUUCCGCUUCAGAUGUUUAUUUUAUUAAGAGCUGCUGUGAUGGAAAAAUAAGUCUAGACCCAUCUGUGUUGGACUCUAGAUUUAGGAACCUUUGGUCAACUAUUUCCACAUCCUGCCCUGUUAUGAGCAUCUACAGUUUGUACUUUUAUUAACUAAAAUACACGAUAACAAAGGUUUGGUAAUUAUUCUUAUCCUUUUCUAAAUGCACAAAAAUGACCAUUAUUUAAGGUGACCUUGAUUUGCCUAAAGUAAGCCCAGAGGAUAUUAUGCAUUUGGCCCUUUUUGUUUUUAUUUGUUUAGUGCAUUAAUGUUGCAAGCCACCGACUUUUAGAAUUAUCACAAUAAUAAAUCAGCUCAUACUUUUAUACAUUUCCAGUUAAUGGAGUCUGCAUUAUUAUUAUUAUUUCUGUCUGCUACAUGUACAGCCCCCUUUAAAAACCAACCAACCUGUGUUUUUUAAGGUUUGUUAAUCAUCCCAAAAAAUUAAACACAGUUUUAAUUUUUAAAAGAAAAAAAACAGCCUCUUUUUUACAUUCCCACUUCCGUAUCAUGCGACUUGUGACAUUCACUUUGCAGUACGUGUAAAUACAGACACCAUUUCAUCAUGGCAUGAUGUUAUUUUGGCAGCAGGCAUCUAUAAACAGUUGUCUUAUGUAAUGUGAUUGAACAGAAAUAAAAAGAGCAGGACUCAGUCACACAUUCUUGACUCCAAAAGUUUGCCUUUUAGUUUAAAAACUGAGUCACUUAAAGACUUGCAAAGUACUUUUAUUCCACAGUGAAUCUACUUCAUCCUGACUGUCUUUAUCAUGACCAUCUUGGAAACGCUGAUUGGAAAAAUAAGUCAGCACUUUCCAGAUCAGCGUAAUGUGCAGCCUGUGGGUGUUGAUUUAUUUGGGCCGACAUGAUAAAUAUAGCAAACAGGUCAGCAAGAUUAAAGGAGAUCUUUAAAACCAGCGGGAAACUUGGUGACCUGUCAGUGCAGCAACCUGACCUGUCACCAUGGCAAUCCAUAAUCAACAUGUUCUCCCCCAUUGUGACAUGGAGGGAUGAACUCUGAUUAACAUGAUAUUGCCUGUACACUCCUUUUGUCAGAGAAUGGCUUAUCUAUGAGAAGUAUGUUAACAUGCCUCUAGGUCACAUGACCAGUCUCAGACAUGAACAAUUUGAGGCUCUCUCUCACACACACACACACACACGCAGACUGAGUGUACCUUGGAGUAGACGCGCAGGCUCGGUCAGAGGUGAUUCCAAGUGUAGACUCUUGUCAUUGGUCAUUAGACUUUUAAUCUUAAUGUCUCUCAGCCAGAUCCACUUAGUCCCCCUCCGCUCAGCUAUGAGAAGACUGGCUCAUCCUGGCAGAACCACUUUCUCUUUCGUAGCAUACUAUAAAGACAGACCAAUAUAAAGGAGUUGUUAGUUAUGUGAAAAUUGGAAAAGAAAUUAAGAUAUUGACAGAGACAUUUGAAUAUUAUGACGCAGUAAAUAUAUGCAAAAAUAUAUAAAAAUGGUCAGAUGUGUCAUAAAUCUAGUCUCUGUUCUAGUCUAAAUAAUUUUGAUAUGAGUGAAAUGACUGAUCUUGACAACAAAACCUUGAUAAAGACAACAGGAUAUGAUCACGUGCCAAAGAUAUGAUUCAAAUGAAAGUUCUGAGUGGGGCAUUUCUUCUCUAUACGUUUCUAUUUUUCAUCAUUUAACUGACAGCUUGGAGAUUCAAGUCUGUUAAGGUCUGUUUUGCUCAAUUCAGACCUGCAGGUUCCAGUGAAACCUGUUGCAUAACCUUUGCAUAAACUGUAGUUGUUGCAAAAAAACUUCAAAAAGCUGCUGAUAAAAAGUUUGAAGUUGCGAUUUGUCUGUGUUUUUAAGAGCGGCUUUUAUUUAUUAAGUCAAAAAUCAAACAUGCUUUUGAAUUUCUUCAGAUUGUAAAAUCUAUCCAAAAAAAGAUUCAAAUCAGUUUGUGCUUGAAAUAUUUAGUUACACAAUUUUUUAAUUAAAAAAAAACACAUUUGGUGCAUGUUGUGAGGAUUACACAAAAAGAGUGAGCUUUAGAUCUGAAGCUGUUUAAAGGUCUAACUCUCUAAAUCAUGGGCAGGAUCAUUUGAUUAAGAUUCACUACAACAUGUUCUUUGUACACAUGAUGUCUACUGCACACCUCCUGUAUAUGCAGAUAUAACCUGUAUAAUUUGUGGACAACUUUUCAAUGCAAUCCUCUAUGUUGUGAUGUUUAUAUUAAGUUCUCAUCUUGGAGGUUCCUGUUGUUUUGUGUCUUAUUCCAGCAGAAGGUGCAGCCCUCACUGCAGCAGAGAGCCGAGCUUUUACCUCGUCUGUGUCACAUGGUGAAGGGGGAGCAUGGCUAUGGUUUCAACCUCCACAGUGAUAAAACAAAGAGAGGACAGUUUGUGCGUUCAGUGGACCCUGACUCAGCUGCUGAGAGUGCGGACAUGAGACCUGGAGACAAACUAGUGGAGGUACAUCCAAAGCAUAAACACACAAACAAACCUACAAGGGAGGAGAGCCAAGGGUGACCCAAAACUGUCCUGUCAGAAGAUAUAAAUUAAAAGACUUGAUUGAUUGAUGAUUAUGGAAGUAAUUUGAGGGCAUAAUUGAGUGGAAAAACAAUGCACCCACUCAAUCCAUUAAUCAGGUCUGUGCACAGAUUUGAGUGCGAUUGGAUUAGAGGAGAUUAAGGACUCAGGCCUAGAGUGGGUGGAAGAGGAGGAGGAGGAGGAGUGCAUAAGGGCAAAAGUAAAAAAGACAACAUGGGAUAAUCUUGAAUAAAAGUGCUCUUGUUAUUGACACCUAUGCAGGUAUUACUGUGACAUCUUUGUGCCUCUACUCUCCUCUUGUGUAAGGGUAAAUGAACAGGAAGUGACAUCAUGCAAAUUUAUGACUCCAACUCUAAUUAAAGAUUGAAAUCAUCUUCCUUAGUGUGUGGGAAACAGAGUACCUCCUGCUGGUAAUGGGGGUACUUUCAUGUCUUUGCACAGUCUACAAACUGCCUCCUAUCAAGGUUUCAUUUUUAUAACUUCGUAAUUUUCACUGUUUCUCUUCUGUUUCUUUUUCACUGUCUCAGGUGAAUGGAGUCAACAUAGAGGGCCUGAGGCACUCAGAGGUAGUGGCACUCAUUAGAGCAGGGGGCCAAGAGGUGUGCCUCCUAGUGGUUGAUCAGGCUACGGACCAGCUCUUCCAAAGACUUGGGAUCACACCCACCUCAAACCAUGACCAAGGUUACAUUGAUCACACACACACACACACACACACACACACACACACACACACACACACACACACACACACAUUGGAAAACUAAAGUAACCAAGAGUUUUUUUUUUACGUGUUUUCUGUGAUCAUAGUAGGUUUUCAUCAUCCUGAUUUAUUUCUAAAUAUUUGUUUUCAUCAGAGGUUUAGUUUUAAGGCACAUUAGUUUUUAUGGUGAUUCUCACAACCUUUUCAGACAAAAGUGGGAGAGUUUUUACAGGAUGGAGACUGUGUUUUCCAUGAGUGUGAUCACCCUAUGAUUAAAAUGACGUGUCUCUUUCUGAAGCAUGUAUUUGUUGUGUAUCUGGGAUGAGAUAAGAUGUACUUGAUUGAUUCAAGAAAAUGUCCUUUUUGCAACAGUUGUAGGUUAGAGACACAGUUAGGUGGGUGGGGAAUUAAAAGAUGCACAUUAUGUAAAUUAUGUUGCUACGUAAAUCUAUUUACCGUGAUGUGACAACCACAACACUGUAAAACUGUGGUGAUUCACCAAUCUUGUAACUUAAGUAUCUUACAAACAGAAAAAAAAAAAUCACAUAGUACGUUUACAUGAUUGCCAUUGUCCGACUGAAACUGGACUUUAAAAAUGCAUGUAAACACAUUAGUCUGACUGAAAUCAAACUUCUCAUAGUCAGACUAACAUACCUGGAUGAUGUGGUUUGGAGACUGAUUGACAGAACCUCAACAGACAAAGACAGGAUGAAACUCUCAAAAUAAAUGGCACGGAGCUGUAAAAGUGAUGUCCUCUUAGCCUCUUGCUAACGUGCUUUGUCGGCUGUAUUGAUACAUAACACGUUAACUGGGAGACGACCUGAUAGAAACAAGCUGGAAAAAAGAUUCAUCACUUCCUGUGGCAGAGGUGCACAUACUGUACAUCUGUCAAUAAUUUGAUUCUUGCCCAGUGUGUGUAAACUGGGGCAAGGACAGUAGUCCAGGACUUUGCAGACCAGAGGAAGGGCUGUUAUUGGGAGGUACUUUGGCCUCAUUUUUGUGUAGUGGAAAGAGGGGGAAACAUGUUGUCCCUCUAUACUACAAUGACACACUUGCACUCUCUCUCUCUUUUAGCAGCAAAACUUGUGCUGAGUUGGCUGAAUGUUUUCAAUGAUUCUCUUACAGAGGUUAGUGUGGAUGAACCAGCCACAGAAAGCAAACCACCUCAACCUCCUCCAAUCAAUGAAUUCCCCACCACAGAUCCUCCGAUCAUCAACGUGACGCUGACAGACGCUCCGAACGCAAAUUCAUCUCCAAAAACCCGGACCAACGGGAGCUCUGCAUCUCAGUCCUCAAGAAGUUCCACAACCCAAUCAGAGAUCAGCAGCUCAGACAUGAGCAUCCAGGUGAAAGAGGAGACAUAAGAAAAUUAAGAGUCUGAAAAUAGGUUUUGAGUUGUGCAGUCAAGUUUCCUCCAGACUGAAAUCUUCUCAGAGUAAAGCCAUCUCAAAACCACAAAUCUUCAGUCUUUCUUUAAUUUCCUGUCAUUUUUCAUCCUUUUAUGUUCUUUUGUCUGAUUCAUUUCUUUUUGAUCAUCUUUAUGCUUUUAUUUCUUCUCAUUACUUUUAUUUACCCCUUCUUCAUGUUUCUUUAUAUUUUUUUUUGUAGCUUUCACUCUUUCACUCUAUUCUCUAUCUGUUUAAACAGCCUGUGUCAUCUCAGUUAAGUUUCUGUUAUCUGUUCCCUUUUAUUGGCAACUUGUGUCUGGUUAUGUAUGAGAUUGUUCUGUUGACUUCUGAGCAUUUCACUGGGGGCUUUGUUUGUUUGAGCACUUUGUAAACCCUUGUGUUAAAAGUAUUAUAUUAAUAAAAUUAUAAUUAUAAUAAUUAUAAUUAUAAUUACCUAAGACCUUGAAAAGUCUUUGCAUAAAACAUAUACGCUUCAAUGUAUUUUAGGUCCCAGAUGAAGAUGACAGGCGUGUUUCGGAUCCUUUCGUGGACAGUGGCCUGCGUUUGAGUCCCACGGCUGCUGAGGCUAAACAAAAGGCCAUUGCCAGCCGCAACAAAAAGAGAGCGCCUCCUAUGGACUGGAGCAAAAGACAAGAGAUCUUCAGUAACUUCUGA
This is a messenger RNA of Xyrichtys novacula (pearly razorfish), 7751 nucleotides long. The record is from the annotation of a GenBank genome assembly. Lineage: Eukaryota; Metazoa; Chordata; Actinopteri; Labriformes; Labridae.